Molecule: messenger RNA, 707 nt
Organism: Nematostella vectensis (starlet sea anemone)
Lineage: Eukaryota; Metazoa; Cnidaria; Anthozoa; Actiniaria; Edwardsiidae
Product: extensin-like
Exons: 3
Coding region: 34-678 (214 amino acids)
Source: RefSeq, a predicted model, not a curated record
UUUCUUAUAUUUCACUCUUCCCUAGCCCAGUUUAUGGUGACUCAGAUCGGUGGGAAUGUAGUCGCCUUGGCCAGCGUUGCACAUCGGGGCUACUACCUCGGGAUAGAUGGCGCACAAGUCAGAGGGAAGUUCUUUGACAACUUCUGUCACUUCUACAUACACGAGUCUCCCGACCAUUACGCUUCUCUGGAGUCAUGCAUGUUGCCGAGGCAACACGUUGGCGUUGACGCAAAUGGAUGCGUGUUGUCACCUGCGAGCUGUUACAAGAGUGAGCCCGCGUUCUUUGAGGCCAAGCUACUGUUCAGUCCGUAUGGUCAGACAUAUGUCUCAGACCACAGAACCACAGGAGGCUACCCAGCACCAACCCCAAGCUAUCCUCAACCCGGGACCUAUCCCCCACCACACCUCUCUGGUGGAUACCCUCAACCCCCUCCUCCACACGGAGGGCACCCUCAUCCUCCCCCACCCACUGGAUAUCCAGGUGGCUACCCUGGCACACACACUGCUCCUCCAGCAGGUGGCUAUCCCACUGGACAGCACCCACCACCACCCCCAGCCGGCUACCCUGGAUAUGGCCCCCCUCCUGCAGGGUACGGCCCAGCUCCGGCAGGGUACGGCCCACCUCCAGCAGGGUACGGCCCACCUCCACCUAGCUAUGGUCCACCUCCUCCUUACUAAUGUGUACGUUGGAGCGCUGAUGAGAUGUU